Molecule: messenger RNA, 6628 nt
Organism: Drosophila willistoni
Lineage: Eukaryota; Metazoa; Arthropoda; Insecta; Diptera; Drosophilidae
Product: HEAT repeat-containing protein 1 homolog
Exons: 4
Coding region: 105-6455 (2116 amino acids)
Biological process (GO): positive regulation of transcription by RNA polymerase I; maturation of SSU-rRNA from tricistronic rRNA transcript (SSU-rRNA, 5.8S rRNA, LSU-rRNA)
Cellular component (GO): 90S preribosome; t-UTP complex; small-subunit processome
Molecular function (GO): snoRNA binding
Source: RefSeq, a predicted model, not a curated record
CAGCUCUAUUCACAAGCACGUGGCGCGCAACAAGCAAGAACAAAAAAAGAGAAUUAAAUUAAUAUAUUCCCGUUUAAUUAAGGUUUUUAAAAGCUCGGCCAACGAUGAGUACAUCUUUGGCACAGCAGCUGCAGAAGUUGGCAGCGCCGCAGACGGCGGGAACACUAGCGGAUGCUCACAGCAGAGCAUCAAUAUUGUUUGACCCCAAAGAGGCGGCCACCAAAGACCGGCGAGCCAUCUAUGAAAUUGGUUUAACUGGCCUACAGGAGCUUACAGAGUUUAAUCCCGCCUUUAAGGAGUUUCAGUUGACCCUCUACGAUGAGGCCACCUUGACAUUGGAGCGUUCCGUAGAGCUGCCGGAGGUCAACAAAAUGCUGGAUGCAGCCAUUGCCAAGUUCCUGCGUCUGCUUUCACCCUAUAUACUACUUCGUCCUGCACAUAUGGCCUUUGAAUGGCUGCUAAGAAGAUUUCAGGUGCAUGAGUAUAAUCGCGACGAUGUGAUGGCUCUUAUCCUGCCCUAUCAUGAAACAAAAAUCUUUGUUCAAGUGCUCCAGACCAUGCGACUGCGACAGUCGGAUAACAAUUGGGUAUGGCUGCGCCCGUUGCAGCGUCCCGGUGUGACCCUGGCUAAAAGUGCCAUCAUCAAUCGCGCAGCGACUAGUCCAGCCUUUUUGGGUUUCAUUUGCAAAAGCACACGCAAAGCGGUCAAAGAGUUGGGUCCACGUGCUCACCAGCUGCAAACACAAAUCAAUUUCUACUCCACAGUCGUGGUAGGUGCCCUGCAGGCAGCGAAACCUGUUGAGGAUUGGCAUAUAACCACAAUACUAGAGCCACUGCUAAAAGGAUUAGCCUCCGAGACUGUGGAUUUCAUGGCUGCGGCAUAUGUGAUAGUUGCCCAGUUGGUGUCCCGCACCAAAUUAAAGAGCAAAGUUUGCAAUGCCCUGUUAGAGAGGAUAGCCAAUUGUCCCUUCGAGCGUCUGCAUACCACAUCGUUGCUUCUUCUCAUUUGGAUUAAUGAUAAGCAAAAAAGUGCCAACCCAGAAUUCAAAUCGGAAACCAUUCUGAAUUUGGUGCGCCAGAAGUGGCUUAUUAUAUGCCUCGCCUCGCUGGCUAAGGAUAAUAUAGCAAUUCAACCAAUUUGCAUACCUCUGAUACGAGGUUCCGUUGCCGCCAUCAGGGAAAAGGACGAGGAUUCUUCGCUUACAUUUAAACAAUUUUUGGAUAGUCUCAUUGGCGAUGUACCCUUCUCUAAGGCCGGUGCUCAACAGUUGAUCAACUGCUUUCUUGACACAUAUGUAGAGACUGAGAUAGCCAAUGCCACACCAUCUAUAGAAACCCCAUCCAACUCCAAUGAAGAUGACGAAGACACAAUUGUCAUUGAUUCUGAUGAUGAGGAAAUGCCGCAAGAGAAGACCAAUUUUCAGGCUUGGUAUUCCGCAUUUAUGGAGAAAUUGGAACGACGAUUCCCCGAAGCUUUUGACUUGAGCGUCAAGGAAGCGUUGAGGGCUACAUCAAAGACAAGCAAUCGUGAAAAGGCUUUGAAGUUGGCUCUUGGUUUCCGUUUAAAUACAACCGAUGAAAAGGCCAAAUUGGCCUAUGAGAAACUCUAUCAUUAUAGUGCCGAUUGGCGUUUGAAAGGAGUGAAACAAUUGUUACGCAACUUAAAAAUUCCCUCUAAGCGGGAAAGAAGCUUAAAUCUAUUGGAAGAAUGUCUAUCAGAUCGAUUGCAAGAUGAUAGUGGAGAUAUUGUAGCCGCCUUGCUAACGCUUGAUACCAAUGACUUGAUUGGCAUGUUAAAGUCCCCAGCUACAUUUGCUCAAAUACUCUGUCGUCUCCUGCAACGUGCCCAUAGAGAGACACAAGAUUGGAUUGCUGUAAUACCGAAAGCCGUGCAACAUUUGACCACAGCUAAUGUGAGCGACCACUAUGAUAAAAAUCUAGUGCUAUUGGCCUUGAUGCCCUUACUAUUUCCAAGCGAUGAAUUUCGAAAGCAACAUCAUCAGGCUCUGGUUGCAUUGCUAGAAAGUGAAUUUGUGUUGAAUCGUGUUCCAUUUUUGAAACCACUGAAGGUGGAACGUGAAUUCAGUAACUUCAAUUUGGUAGCACAUCGUCAGAACUUUUUGGAUGUGAUUGCGAGCAGCUCAGGAGAUAAAGUAAACCUGGACAAGGGACUUCUUGAGAGUUUGGAACAGCAUGGAGGAGUUAAUUAUCUAAAAGAAGCAUCUCAAUUUACACAUUUACUGCUCCUGCUGACAGCCUAUGCCAAGAGGCAGCUAAAGCCAGAAGAGAGUUUGCAAAUGCUUGAGAAAAUUAAUCAAUAUAGUAAACGAUUUAGUUUCAAAUGGGCCGCAAAGCAUAAAACACCUCAUGUCAGGCUUCAAUUAUUUUUGGAUUUCCUAUUAACCUUGGCGAGUAAUACAAGUUGGUCAUCCAAAAAAUUAGCAGCCCAAUCGUGGACAGAACAAUCCGCUGAUUUAAAACUUUGCCUUCUCUUGAUUGAGAUCUUGGCUGGACAUGUGUAUGCAGAGAACUCCCAUUCUGAUCACAACGACCUAAGAGAGUGGUCAAAUGCCUUGAUGCAGUGCCUUAAUUGUAUAUUCCACAAGCCUCAACAGAAAUUUAAUUUCCUAAGCAAUUUCUUUAUCUAUGAAAGAUUGCCGCAGGUGUGGCCCAAAGACGCGGAUUAUGCAAUGAUUCGAUUGCAAGGAUUUUGUUUGCUUCAGGCAGUUGUCAGGGGCAGAGAUCCCACACUGAAUUGCACCUUAAUGCAUGUGCUACGCGUGGCCAAUGCCUGUGCUUCGCCCUUGCAGACUUUACGUCUCUUGGCCUUGGAUUCGUUGAAGUUAAUGAAACAUCUUGUUAAGGAAAAACAUGUUAUACACCUGGUAGAACAAUUGCUGCAAAGAUCAAGCGAAUUGGGAAUAGAUCAAGAUCAAUAUGCCUUGAUAUUGUAUACCAUUUUGGUUUCGAGACACUCUAGUACAGAGACAUUAGCCCAGGAUAAAUUAAAUCAAGCCAAAUUGCGUCGCUGCUUUGUGGAACUCGCAACGGAUGAAAAGCAGCCUCCAGUUUUCACAAUUGCCUUGCUCUCUGCCCUCAAACAUGUGAAUAACGAGGAAUUGUUGACAUCACUUUUGCCUUUGGGACUUUCGGCUCUGGAAAGGAUUAGUUCCGGCGAUUCUGUCAAUCAAUCGCAAUUGAAACAACUUCCCUGGCCUUAUAGUCAAAUCUAUAGAUCAGUUGUGGAACGUUUUGAGGGUAGCAUUGCCCUUAAAGUUUUAUCGCACAAACCUCUGGCCUGGGAUCUGUUUACGAAGAGUUUUGAAUAUCAGGAUUCGUACAUUCAAUUGGAGCAGAAACUCCAGCCCAUACCAUGCUUGCUGCUCAAUACUCUCACACCCGAAACCUUUGAGAAAUUGCAGUCGAAGCAUAAGGUGGAACUAAUAAAGCUUUUAGUAGAUGCAGCCACAAAAUCUGAUAAUGAUAGCAUCUUUCUGGCCGGUCACAGACUUUUGAAACGUUGCAAUUUGGAAUGCCAGCCAUUGGUGGCCAUGCUACUGGAGAUGGCAACCAAGGGACAACGGCAAACGGAAACAAAGCCAACAAAGCGACGCGUAACUGGAGCCACUCAAUUGGAUUUGACAAGUUCCGCUUGGAAACAGGGCAUGACUCUCCUCGAGCUAUUGGAGCAUAAGAAACAGCUGAAAGGAGCUGAAUUACUUAUUCCCCCACUCUUUGAACUGCUUCAGGCUUGCCUCAGUUUGGAGGAACACAGCGCGGCCGAGUAUCCCAAACAAUUGAUUCUGUCCAGUUUGUUGCAUUGCUGUCAGACUGCCGAAGCAGCAGGAGUACAAUUGGCCAAAGCAUUGCCCGAAUCUUGUUUCCGCAUCGAACAGGUCGUACAGUGUCUGAGAAAUACACAAAAUCCUCAGACCCAGCAGCAAGCUUUGCUUUUCCUCACCCACUGUGCUGGGCUAUAUCCACAGCAAGUGCUGCACAAAAUUGUGGAAAUCUUCACCUUUGUGGGCUCAUCUGUGGCCAGACAUGAUGAUGCCUUCAGCUUGCAUAUUAUUCACAAUGUGGUCGAGUCAAUUGUACCCAUAUUGCUAACUAAAGCUGGCCAACGGGAACAAUUGGUCAUUCCGGUGCUAAAGGUCUUCUCUGAUAUAUGCACAGAUGUGCCAGUCCAUCGAAGAUUACCUCUCUAUGCCACAUUGUUUAGGGUUCUCGAACCCAAGGAGCAUCUUUGGCAGUUUUUGUGCAUUGUUUUUGAGUCACAAGUCUUGAUGGAGGAGAAAAUUUCAACAGACAAAUCUCGUUUAGAGUUUGCUCGCGAAUUGACAAUGAUGUUUGAAAACUCUUCCGUGAUAUUGGAGACUUUUAUCAAAUUGCUUGACUAUCUAAGCAAGUUACCUGUUCAUAUUGGCAAAUCCCAGUCCAGUGCCAGCAAAGGAGUUGCUUCAUAUCUCUCCACAGAACAUCAACUCUUUGAUGUACGCACAAGAACGUUCAAACAACUCCGUCACUACAAAUAUCUUAUAAUGGAUCAUCUAUCAACGUUGAGCAGCAGCCAGGAGUUCCAAACGAAAAUGAGCACUGUAUCAAAUCCCAGUGAACUUUUGCCUCACUAUCAGGAUCUGAUUUUAAAGACUUUGGCUUAUGUUACGGUGGUUAAUGAUGCCAUGCUUGGAGCAGCGGGAACACCGUCUCUGGAGAAAUAUUGGCGUGUCUUGUCCAAUCAUGUACACGAUGUUUUGGACAAUGCCAUUGGACUCCUCUCUCCGCAAUACUUCAUCAGCGUCAUUACAGAACUCCUGCAACAUGAUCUAAUCUAUGUGAGGAUUAAAGUUUUGGAAUUGCUCGUUCAAAAGUUGAACUCGACCAGCAAUUACUUUGAGGCCUGCGAAGUUUCACAUUUUGGAGUACUCUUCAGUCCUCUGGAUGCCAUAGUCAAUGGUAUUCUAGAGUCAGAGGGAUCGAGUACUCCGCAACAGGCACAACUGCAGCAAACAGCCCUUCAAGCUUUGCAGCUUCUAGCCCAUCGUUAUGGACGUACUUACCUAGAGGAAUGCCGCACCCUGUUGGCCACUUUGACUAGAAUCACUAAGAGACGUUCGAAUGUGCCCAAGGCCGUCGUGGGCAAUGUAGUACUCACUCUGGUAGAGAUUUGUGCAGCUCUCAAGGCCCAUGCUUUGGCCCAACUGCCGAAAUUCGCUCCACAAUUGGUGGAAUUGCUUAAAGAGCAAGUACAGCAAAUGAAUACGUUAAAGCAAGGUCCCGACUAUCUAUGCUCCACCUUGGUUACCGCUUUCCAUAAGCUAUUCCUAGCUUUGCCUCUCUUUUUGGGUCCUUAUUUGGUGGACAUUAUUUCGGGCCUCGUUCGUCUCUCUGUUCAAUUGGAAAACCCGGAGUUGGAACGGGAUAAACGAGCUCAGGCAUUGAAGUUGCGGCUGAAAGAUGUAUGGACUGCUUUGGUUAACGGUGUGGAGGUGCGCAUUUUGGUGCCCAGUUGUGCCAAGAGCUAUAGAAGUCUUUUGGAGGCCCAAGCCUAUGAUGAACUGGGUCAUCUCAUGCAACAUUUACUGCUGCAGUGCAUUAAAAUUAACACAAACGCUCAAUUGGAACCAGUGCGGGAUAUAUUGAGUGAACUGUUCCUACAGGCUUUGGAAUUCCGGCUACAAGUUCGUGGUCGUUCCUUAGCCCGUCCACAAUUGUCAGCCAUUGAGGCCAAUAUUGGUGAAACCUUUGUCACUUGGAUACUUAAGUUGUCUGAAACCAGUUUCCGUCCCAUGUACUCCAAGCUGCACAAGUGGGCGCUGGAAAAGGAUGAGCCGGAGACACGAUUGACAUAUUUCCUUCUAACGCAACGCAUUGCCGAGGCCCUGAAGUCGCUCUUUGUGCUCUUUGCUAGCGAAUGUGUAGAGGAAUCGUCCAAGCUGGUGCAUGAACACAACUCUCUAAGAAGGCAAUUUGUCGCCAAACAGGUCGAAGAUGAUGUUGAGCUAUUGAAGGCUGUCCUCACCACCCUCCAUCAUGUAUUCCUGCACUGCAAUGACGAUUUUAUUAAUGACCAUCGUUUCAAUGCGCUGAUGCAACCUCUGGUCGAUCAACUCGAGAAUGAAUUGGUUCUGCAAAGCGAACCCCUUCAGCAAUCUCUUACUGAUUGCAUUGCUCAAUUGGCUGUGGCCACCAACGAUGUUAUGUGGAAGCAACUGAAUGCCCAAGUGCUACUUAAGACACGCACUCAAACGCCUGAGGUGCGGAUUUUGUCGUUCAACACGUGUGUGGCCAUAGCCCGCAAGUUGGGUGAUAGUUUUGCUCCUUUGUUGCCCGAGACGGUGCCAUUUAUAGCUGAACUUCUGGAGGAUGAGCACGAGCGAGUGGAGAAGAGUACACGAUCUGCUGUUCAGGAAUUGGAAACUAUUCUAGGUGAACCUGUCCAGAAAUAUCUUUAAAAGUUAAAUUGAUUGGCUUUGUAAAUAGAAAUUGAUUCUUUUUACAAUUUAAAGUUUAACCUGAGUAAUUUUUAAAUUUAAAACUAUCUUUUAUUACCUAAAAUUUAUAUUUUAAUGCACAUUAGUUUUAUGUUCAUAAAUAUAAAAGCAAAUAUGUUUCUACAAGUUUUAAA